UCAGAAUGUCUGAGCCUCACAAAACACACCCCAAAAAAAACAAAGAAGGAAGUUUCAUAGGGAGGAAUGAGAGUGUCCAUAGGUCCCAUACACGGGAAGGACGCGGAACAGAGAACAAUGUUUUGCAUGUGGGACCUAGAUACCGCUCGUGAAUCCCACUCUCCCUAUUACCUCUCUCGCUCGUCCGUUUAUAUUCCCACCAUCCAUCUAUCCACUAGAAAUAGAGAGGGAGAAAGAAUCGUCCCGUUGAGAUUUGUUUAGUCUUUUUGAGAUCUGAAACGUUAAAGCCUCGACUAUUCCUACGGAUAUAUUGUGAGUUUCUUAACAUAAGCGAAGAAAGAAGAAAAUGAGCGGGAGUAGAAAGAAGACAACGCCGGCAAGCCGGACGCGAGUGGGGAACUACGAGAUGGGACGAACUCUAGGCGAAGGAAGCUUCGCUAAGGUCAAAUACGCACGGAACACCGUCACUGGAGAUCUAGCCGCUAUCAAAAUUCUCGACCGAGAUAAGAUUCUCCGCCACAAAAUGGUCGAACAGCUUAAAAGAGAAAUAGCUACAAUGAAACUGAUUAAACAUCCAAAUGUGGUCGAAAUCAUUGAGGUUAUGGCGAGCAAAACUAAGAUCUAUAUUGUUCUUGAGCUGGUCAACGGAGGUGAACUAUUUGAUAAAAUCGCCCAACAGGGGAAACUAAAGGAGGAUGAAGCUCGGAGUUAUUUUCAUCAGCUCAUAAAUGCUGUGGAUUAUUGCCACAGUCGAGGGGUCUACCACAGAGAUCUCAAGCCUGAAAAUCUUAUCCUUGAUGCAAAUGGGAUUUUAAAAGUUUCUGAUUUUGGGCUAAGCGCGUUUUCACUACAAGUUCGGGGAGAUGGUUUGCUUCACACUGCUUGUGGAACGCCGAACUAUGUUGCUCCUGAGGUUCUGUCGGACAAAGGCUACGACGGUGCAGCAGCAGACGUCUGGUCCUGUGGUAUUAUUCUAUUUGUGCUCAUGGCUGGUUACUUGCCUUUUGAUGAGCCAAAUCUCAUGACAUUAUACAAACGUAUAUGCAAAGCUGAGUUCAGCUGCCCAUCAUGGUUCUCGCCGGGUGCCAAGGAAGUCAUUAAGCGUAUUCUUGAUCCCAGUCCUAUAACCAGAAUAAGUAUUGCAGAAUUACUAGAAGAUGAAUGGUUCAAGCAAGGGUACAAGCCACCAUCGUUUGGCCAAGAUGAUGAAGACAUAACCAUUGAUGAUGUGGAUGCUGCUUUCAGUAACUCCAAGGAGUCUCUUGUAACAGAGAAGAAGGCGAAACCGGAAUCCAUGAACGCUUUUGAACUUAUCUCUAGCUCAAACAGUCUUGAAAACUUGUUCGAAAAGCAAGCCCAACUUGUGAAGAAAGAGACACGGUUUACUUCUCAACGACCUGCGAGCGAAAUAAUGUCCAAAAUGGAAGAAACCGCAAAGCCAUUAGGCUUCAACGUCCGUAAAGACAAGUACAAGAUAAAAAUGAAAGGAGACAAAAGUGGUCGUAAAGGUCAGCUCUCAGUUGCUACAGAGGUGUUUGAAGUGGCGCCAUCGUUGCAUGUAGUAGAGCUUAGGAAAACCGGCGGUGAUACCCUCGAGUUUCACAAGUUCUAUAAAAACUUCUCAUCUGGAUUAAAGGAUGUAGUAUGGAAUACUGAUGGAGCACCUGAAGAACAUAAAGCUUAAUAAGUUAAUAGCAAGUUGUUCUAUUCGAAACAAAAUAUAAUAAAUCAUGAAAGAUAGUUGAAUGGUUGACACUGUA
Brassica napus (rape) is the source of this 1760-nucleotide messenger RNA. RefSeq names its product CBL-interacting serine/threonine-protein kinase 9. Gene Ontology annotation, biological process: protein phosphorylation; signal transduction. The record is from RefSeq and is a predicted model, not a curated record. Bases 347 to 1684 code for a protein of 445 amino acids. NCBI's taxonomy places the organism in Eukaryota, Viridiplantae, Streptophyta, Magnoliopsida, Brassicales, Brassicaceae. Gene Ontology annotation, molecular function: protein kinase activity; ATP binding. The transcript has 14 exons.